GACCUUCAAGCUUCUCAGAAAAAUGUCGCAGCUAAUCACCGGCAACAGCAUCCCGCUGAGUGAAGUCUACUGGUCUCUCGUCAACAAAGCCGACAAAAAAUUCUCCAAGAUCAGAGACUUGCCUUUCUACGAACGCAGCAGGUACGAAAACUAUUUCUUCAAGGUGUUCAAAGUCUACACACAGCUCUGGAAGUUUCAGCAAGAGAAUCGCCAGAAGCUUGUGGAAGCCGGGCUCAAGAGAUGGGAGAUCGGAGAGAUCGCGUCUCGAAUCGCGCAGCUUUACUAUGGGCAUUACAUGCGUACGAGCGAUGCUGGCUACUUGGCCGAGUCCUAUGUGUUCUACGAAGCGAUUUUGACGAGAGAGUACUUUAAAGAUGGAUUGUUUCAGGAUCUGAAUAUCGCGAACAAGCAGCUGAGGUUUCUUGCGAGGUUUCUUAUGGUGUGUUUGGUGCUAGGCCGUAGGGAGAUGGUGCAUCAGCUUGUUGAGCAGUUUAGGCGGUUGAUUGAUGAAUGCAAGAGGACGUUCCAGGAAAAUGAUUUUAAAGAAUGGAAGGUGGUGGCGCAGGAGAUAGUUAGAUUUCUGAAAUCUGACACUGCUUUCAUGAACAUCAGGCCUCUAAGAUACAGCCUUGUGCUGGAUCCUAAUCUGGAUGCUAGUACACCGCGUGCAAGUAGGUCUUUAAGGCUGACGGAUGCAAUCUUGAGCAGUUAUCACUACAAUGAGGUCAAGUAUUCAGAGCUCACGCUUGAUUCGUUCAGGAUGCUUCAGUGCUUAGAGUGGGAACCGAGCGGUUCCUUAUAUCAAUCAGCUGGUCCUAAAAUGGGUCCGAAUGCUCCCACCGGAGCUUCUCGUGUAAACUCUCAGAGCAUGACUGAUCCUACUUUGCCGCCUAACCCUCGCAAAGCUGUCCUUUAUCGUCCAUCCAUAACACAUUUCUUGGCUCUUUUGGCAACCAUUUGCGAGGAGCUUCCUUCUAAUGGCGUAGUUCUAAUAUAUCUCUCUGCUUCUGGAAAGAUUGGACAUACUUCAUUAUCUCCUUUGGGUGGUAGAAGUGUAACUAGCGUUGAGGAGAAUAUUUUGAGAGACUUCGAGUCUCAUACAAUCAAACAAGACGGAGACCCAUCAGUUCAAACAAAGCCAUCUGGUGAAAGAAUCAGUGAGGAUGCAGUGGAGCAUGGUUUGUCUUUUGGUAGUCACGGACUCACAGGACCAAGCUGCAUCUAUCCUUCUGAUUUAGUUCCAUUCACGAGGAAACCUCUUUUCAUAAUUAUUGACAGUGAUAACAGCACAGCUUUUAAAAAUAUUUGUGGGGCGGAGAAAGGAGAACCAGCCGCAUUGCUUCUGUCUCCAUCACAUACUCCCCCACUUAUAUCUGCUGAUUUCUCUCGUCAACCUAGUGGUAGCCUUUUCACUAUUUUUCUCACUGCACCAGUGCAAGCAUUUUGCUUGCUAAUCGGGAUUUCAGGCUCUGAUAUAGAAACGGAUGUUUUGACUAAGGCCGAGAGGGUUCUUUCCUCGUCUAUGAAUGAAUUGGCUUCGACUUUGGCAGCAUCGGAUACCCUUCACCCCGUUUGGUCGCAGAUACUAAAAGAUCCCUUCUUGAGACGACUUCUCUUAAGAUUCAUAUUCUGCCGAGCUGUCUUGGCACUGUACACUCCAGUCUUCAAUAACAAACAAAAUCAACCAGAAUGCUUUCCGUCUCUCCCGGAAUUCUUAUUACCAGCCGCUCCUGCCAUUCAAGCCGCUGUGCUUCAGAUGGCCAAUGUAUUUGGUGGAGCAAGCAAGUUUACUUUACCUCAAGAUAUCACAAUGCUCUAAAGCUUCCUCUGCGAAGAGUAGAAAAAUUCUUGUGCAAGUCGGUAAUCUCGGUUUGGUUUCCCUUUCAGGGGUUAACUAUUAUUCAUGAUUUGAACUGGUUGGAGCCCAUGGACCGAACCUCUUUUGAAAUAUAUGGGCUCAAGUACACUUUUGCUGUGUGAAACUAACAGUGAUUGAUACAAAACAUAUGAUUGAUUGGCU
Molecule: messenger RNA, 2020 nt
Organism: Brassica oleracea var. oleracea
Lineage: Eukaryota; Viridiplantae; Streptophyta; Magnoliopsida; Brassicales; Brassicaceae
Product: protein SCAI
Exons: 10
Coding region: 23-1819 (598 amino acids)
Biological process (GO): DNA-templated transcription
Cellular component (GO): nucleus
Molecular function (GO): transcription corepressor activity
Source: RefSeq, a predicted model, not a curated record